UUUGUCGAGAUGUCCAAGGUUCCCAAGCACUUCGGAUUGAAACCCAAAGAAGAAUCCUACAUGUUUCAAGAGCUUGAGAAAGUUCGCCAGGAGACCAGGAAGGAUUUUCUCCGAUUCAAGCAGAAGUGGGCCUCCAAGCCGACUUUGGAUGAAAGCUCUGAUCACGGCCCGGAGGACCCCGGCCCGACCCGCCAUGAGGAGAAGGCUGGGCGCCUACGGCCCAAAGGGACCCCUCCGGCGAGGGGCCCUGCGACCUCCGCGGCGGCCCGGCUGCAGAAGGCGCUCCGAGGCCCGGCGGCCGCUCCGGAGAAGACCCGCUCCUUUCGCCCCCAGGACUUUUACAUGACGAGCUCCGCCUUCCUACGACAGGGGCCGCCGAAGAAGCCACCGGUCAUCGCCCCAGGGGUCGGCACGGCCAGACCCGUGGUCCUGCUGCCGCCACCCGUGCCACCCGUGAAGCCCAGAGCGCGCCGGGACCCGGGUAGCGCGCGGCCCGCAGCGCCCAGGCGGGUCCUCCACGUGGCCGGCGGGCACCAGGCGAGCCAGGACCCGCCCCCGGCGUCGGAGGGGCUCAGGCCCAAGGACAGGAAGACCAGCUCCAUCUCCAGUGGGGACGGCGACGUGGACCCGAGCUCGCAGCAGCAAGCAACGAGGAUCCGCACCCACUUUGUGCGCCAGGGCUCCGGCGAGGCGCGGGCCUCUGUUCCCAAAGCCGUGCGCGAAGGUGGCCGGCCCAGCGAGUCGCGCGAGUCCGAGCGGCGGUCCCCGCAGCCCGCCCGAGCGAUGCCCAAGUCCAUCGAGGAGAUCAUCGCCUCGCUGCAGUCCGAGGCUCAGCUGGCCUUCGACCAGACUAUCAAAGAGCUCAUUCAGAGUGUCCUGGGCCAGAACUACGACAUCAAAAUGGAAGAUAUUUCUUUAAUGGGAGAAAUGUACCUCAAAACACCUCAGGAGCAAGCAGAAACACCUGAGAAAGAAGCAGAGCAAGGGUUACAGAAAACUGUUGAGGAACCUCAAACGAGUAUGGCUGAGUUGCUUCCAGAAGAGACGUCAAGUGUUUUCCAGAUCGUACAGGAGGAUGUGUUAGAGUGGGAGGCUGUGGAAGGAGAAAGCACAGUAUUUAAACCUCAGGAAACUGAAGAAAUUCAGCCAGCAGAGGAGUCAAGUAAGCCUUCGGAAGAUGGGCAUCCCGAAAGCGACUUAAAAGCACCUAAGAGGGUAUCGUUAAAGGUGAUCUCAUCGGAAUUCUUGCAAAUCCAAGGAAAAGAAUUUAAGCGACGACAAAAAAGUAAACCAGUAGUUUUUCCAUUGAGACGGAGAAAGUCUUUAAAACCUCGCUGUGAUCAAAAACCAACUGAAAAAAUCCCACAGGUGUACCUGACCCCUAACAUUCAUGACCUGUGCACCACCAUGCCAGCCCAGGAGCUGCCCCUUGACCUGUGCCUGGCUUCUCGUGUGUACCACACCCCUGACAAGAAAAGCCACAAUAAUCUGCUGGGAAUAUUCAGACAAUCUUUAUUCAGUGAUCACUUUAUAGAUACAGAAGAGCAAAGAGCUAGAAUACUGUAUGGAAUUCCUGUUAUGAGUGAAAAACAAGAAUGUGGUAAUGUUCCUCCAACAUCACCAGCGAAUUCCCUUGAAUUGGCACGAAGAACUAGUUGCCAUGCUUACACGCCACCCCUGAACCUCCUGGGACAAGAAAUGUCUGCUCAUCCAGGAUUUACAAAGUUGUUGUGGAGCCCAACUGCACCCAAAUUUGCUGCUCCAGAAUCUGUCAUGAGGGAAAUGUUAUAUCCAAAAUACGAGAGUAUUCAAGCAAGCAGAAUUUUAGCUGAGAAAUUUUUGUCUGAAAGCAUGGAAAGUAUCAUUAAUUUAGAUGAUUAUAAAAGAAAUUUUAAGUCUUUCAUACUAAAAAAAUCUGCUUCAUUUGAAAAUAUUCAAAAACAUUUUAGAACACAAUUUCCAAAAUUGAAGAGAGCAAGCUCUGCAGUUGAGUUGAGGAAGGAGGAGUGCAUUGCACCAUUGCAAAUUAGGGAUGACAUGCAAAGCAACAUGGAAGUGCUGAGUUUCCAGAAGGAGAUGGCACGGAAGUGCCAGUUCUCUAAGCCAGAGAGAACAUCUGAGGUCUUUGUAAAAGAGCACAUAAAUGACAUCUUUGAUAGCUUGCAGGAGAAACACAGUCUGAAACAUCCAUCUCUCUCCCUAACUGAAGCUUCAAAAAAGGCUGGCCUCAGUUACAUUAUUUAUCCCAAGAAAAAGAAGAUGAAAUGGAAGAAAGGAUUAAAGUCCUCAAAACUGGAACGUGUGUAUGAAGAGUUAUCUAAGCCCCCAAGGAUAAUUAAAAGAUCCAUGUCUCAUGGAAUACUUCCUGGACAGAAGAAAUAUUUUAUCAAAGUUCCAGUAUAUGAGCGCCAAAUACGGUGUCCCAGUGCGCCUGCGUAUUUAAGUUUUGAUGAAUUUGUUCAAAGUAAGGGAGGAACACCAGCAAAUAGUGAUCCUUGGACAUGGGCAAUUUCAUUCAUUAACGCUAAACGUCAGAAACCUCCCAAGCAAACUGUGGAAACAUCUGUCUCUAAAGAACUGCCUGAAAAAGUGUCAGAGUCAACAAAACUAGAAUUAAAUGAUUAUGUGACAUGUGGUCUUCCACCAGAAGUCAUUAGAUACUAUGAAGCCCAAGUAGAAAUUCUGACUGAAGAAAUAAACAAUAAGGAAACAUUUCCUGUGUUUGCAUAUUGUAGGCGUGGAGCUAUUUAUAGGAAACUGGGAAAAUUACAGAGUGCCAUGAAUGAUCUACAAAAAGCUAUAUUCUUGGAGCCAUUGUUUCUAAAUGCCUUUUGGCACCGACAUUUCAUUUAUCUCUUCCAAGACAGAAUUAAUGAUGCUUUGGAUGACUUGAAUUAUAUAAAUAAAUAUAAUAAAAAUAAUGCAGAGGCAUAUUUGUCAAGGGCAGAAAUUUUCAGAGAAAAAAAUAAUAUUACUUUGGCAAUUCUAAACUAUACCCAGGCAAUUAAGUGCAUGCCUACGAAUGCUGAUGUCUACUUCAAGAGGGGUGAGAUGUAUGAAAAAGCAAACAAAGUGCUGGCCGUUGAUGACUAUUCCAAAUGUAUUUUUUAUGAUCCCCAAAGAACAGAUGCAUUAAUGAAACGUGGGAUAUUUUACUAUGAAAAUGAGAGCUGGACGGCUGCCAUACAGGAUUUCACAGCUUUGUUAAAUAUAGAUCGCCUGAAUUCUCAAGCAAGGACCUACCGAGGAAGAGCAUAUUUUAAAAAGCAGUUGUUUAAAAAAGCAAUUGAAGACUUUGCUGCUGCUAUCCAUUUAGACCCUAAUAACUGGUUAGCACUGUAUUACAGAGCUUGCUUAUUUAGGAAGACUAAUCCUUAUAGAGCGCUACAAGACUACAGUGUGUCAGCUCUCAUAAAUGAUGGAUAUGAGAAUUUUAGUUGUUUUCUACAUCGGGGGAUACUCUACACACACCUGAAACUUUGGUUGCUGGCAAUUUGUGACUUUGAAACUGUUAUUUCUCUAGAAAGAACUGUUAUUUUGGCUCAUAUAAAUAUUGGCCUCAUAUACCUGCUGCACCUGGAUAACUACACUGAAGCCAUUUGGCAUUUUUCUGAAGCUAUUAAAAUUGAUCCUUUAUAUAUUCAAAGCUAUAUCUGUAAGGCAGAAUCCUACCAUAAGUUGCAUAAAUUGAAAAGGGCAGUAAGUGAGUUAUCUCGUGCUAUUCACCUUCAUCCAGAUGAAAUCGAAUUAUAUAUAAUAAGAGGACAAUAUCUUCUUAUGAUGAGGUGUUUUGACCUUGCAAAGUUCACUAUUUAUCAAAUCUCAGAAAUGAACAAAGGUCUCAUUGAGUUGAGCCCAGUACAGCAAGCGCUCAUUUAUUCAUUUUGUGAAAAGCAUGACAAGGCCAUCCAGGUCUUAGAUGGGAUCAUGUUGAAUAAACCAGAGAUAAUUAUGUAUGCAGUGUUAGCCAAAGCCCAAAUGAAAGCUAAGAAAAUCAAGGAAGCUGUGAGGAUGUUUAAAAAGGCCUUGGAAGCCUUUCCUCAGUCUGAAGCACCAAAUGACCUGGCUAUUUCAGGGGACUGUCUGUAUAAUUUGGGUCUCUGCUACAUGAAGGAAGGCAACAUACAAAUGGCCUGUGAUUCUUUUACAAAAGCUGUGAAAGCAAAUCCUGAUCUUGCAGAAGGCUUUUAUCAUCGAGGACUUUGUAAAGUAAAACUCCACAAGGAUAGCGCAAUUCUGGAUUUUAAUCGUACAAUUACCCUCAAUCCAAAACAUUACCAGGCAUAUUUAUGCCGAGUAGCCUUCUAUGGUUUAAAAGGCAGAUAUUCCAAGGCAAUCUUGAAUUGUAACGAGGCUAUCAAAAUUUAUCCUGAGAGUGUUCGUGCCUAUCUCUACAGGGGAGCGCUGAAAUACCACAACAAGAGUUACAAGCUAGCUAUUACAGACUUAACUACAGCUGUUAACAUGGACAAAAACAAUUACAUAGCAUUUUAUAACAGAGCCUUAUGUUACACCAAGAUAGGAGACUUUCAAAAGGCAUUAAUAGAUUAUGGAAUUGUGCUGCUUAUUGGUGCUGAAGAAACUCUGACAUUAAAUACUUACAUUAAUCGUGGACUCAUCUACACAGAACUACAGCAGUACACAUUUGCUUUAGAGGAUUUUAAACAAGCUGCAGUGAUAAGCCAGACUAACGUGAGUCUUUGUCAAGCUACCGCCAUGUGCCACCACAGAAUUAAAGAAUUUGAAAAAGCUGUCACUUUCUUUACCUGGGCUAUCAAAAUUAACCCACGUUUUCUGGAUGCUUAUAUUGGACGGGGGAAUUCUUACAUGGAAUAUGGACAUGAUGAUGCCAUCAAGCAAGCACAGAAGGACUUUCUGAAAGUGCUGCAUUUAAAUCCAGCAUACAUAAAAGCCAGAAUAAGCCUAUGUUAUAAUUUGCAGGCCCUAGGAAAAUUCCAGAAAGCUUGGCUCCACUUUACCAUUGCCAUAAAUGUUGAUCGGAAGAGCUACCUUGCCUAUGAGGGAAGAGCUGUGGUCUGUCUUCAAAUGGGUGACUAUUUGGCUGCGAUGCAAGAUAUCAAUGCUGCCAUAAAGAUCAAUACCUCAGCAGAGUUCUUAACAAAUCGUGGUGUCAUUCAUGAGUUUAUGGGUCAUCCACAGAACGCAAUGAAAGACUAUCAAACAGCAAUUUCUCUAGACCCCAAAUACUCACUGGCUUACUUUAAUGCUGGAAAUAUCUACUUUCGCCACAGGCAGUUUUCUCAGGCUGGUGACUACUUCUCAAAGGCUUUAAAGUUUAAUUCUGAAAACGAAUAUGCUCUCAUGAAUCAAGCUGUCACAAAUACAAUAUUAGAGAAAUAUGAAGAAGCAAAAGAAGAUUUUUCACGUGUAAUUGAACGUUGUCCCUUUUGGGCUGCAGUAUAUUUUAACAGAGCACAUUUCUACUGUUGUUUAAAGCAAUACAAAUUAGCUGAUGAAGACCUUAUUAAAGCCCUGACUUUGAAGCCUAAUGAUGCUGUGGUAUAUAGCCUCAGAGCAAAAGUCCGUGGUAAAAUGGGUCUGAUUGAGGAGGCCAUUGCUGAUUAUAACCAAGCACUUGGUCUGGAAGAGUUCAUCCCAGUUACAUGA
This is a messenger RNA of Castor canadensis (American beaver), 5628 nucleotides long. The record is from RefSeq and is a predicted model, not a curated record. Lineage: Eukaryota; Metazoa; Chordata; Mammalia; Rodentia; Castoridae.